This is a messenger RNA of Dufourea novaeangliae, 903 nucleotides long. RefSeq names its product synaptosomal-associated protein 29 (gene Snap29). The coding region runs from base 112 to 903 and encodes 263 amino acids. Gene Ontology annotation, cellular component: SNARE complex; plasma membrane. Lineage: Eukaryota; Metazoa; Arthropoda; Insecta; Hymenoptera; Halictidae. Gene Ontology annotation, molecular function: SNAP receptor activity; syntaxin binding. Gene Ontology annotation, biological process: exocytosis; synaptic vesicle fusion to presynaptic active zone membrane; synaptic vesicle priming. The transcript is spliced from 2 exons. The record is from RefSeq and is a predicted model, not a curated record.
GUCAGAGAGACCUGGAGAGACAUUACGUGUCUAUCAAUGUCGAGUAAUUAUAUGAGACAUUGAAACAGUCUUUGCAUACAAGUCCUUAAGUGCAUCACAUACACUGCGAAAAUGGCAAGUCAGAAUUAUUUAAGUGAUCCAAAGAAUCCAUUUUUCUCUCUCGAAGAUGACAUUGACGAUGAAACCUUUCUAAAAAGUGCACCAUCGAGAUCUAUUGGUCACUCGACCUACGGUCCGUAUAACAAUUUUAACAACGAGCUCCACCACAAACAUCAACAACUGUUACAACGAAAAAAAGAGAUAGAAGAGCGUACAAUACAAUCGUCUGAAAGAUCUAUUUCGUUAUUAAGGGAUUCUGAGCAAAUUGGAGCUGCCACUGCAGAGGAACUUAUUAGGCAGAGAGAACAAUUAGAAAGAACAGAAAAAAGAUUAGAUGAUAUUAAUAGUACCUUAAGGUUUAGUCAGAAACAUAUACAAGGAAUAAAAAGUGUAUUUGGAAGUCUAAAGAAUUAUCUGAGUGGUAAAUCGAUGGAUGGACCCAUACCAUCAACUAAAUUAUCAGAGUCUUCUAGUUCUGAAUCUAUGGCAUCUCCUGCUCUGUCCAAUUCUUUAGAACAAGUUCAAACUAAUAUGGCUAAUACAAGUCCAGCACUAAAGUUGCGUGGCCUGUAUGAUGAAGAUGAAAGUAAUCAUUCUGUGAGUAAUAAUGUGAGUAAGAUUUUAGAAAAAAAUUUAGAUGAAAUGAGUGGUUCAUUAGCUAGAUUGAAAGGCUUGGCAAUAGGAUUAUCAGAAGAGAUAGAUUUACAAAAUGAUUUAAUUGACAACGUAACAGAUAAAACAGAGAAAGCAGAUAUAAUGCUUCAAAAGCAAAAUAAAGAUCUUACUCAUCUGCUGAGAAAGUAA